Molecule: messenger RNA, 2509 nt
Organism: Plodia interpunctella (Indianmeal moth)
Lineage: Eukaryota; Metazoa; Arthropoda; Insecta; Lepidoptera; Pyralidae
Gene: TBCB
Product: Tubulin-binding cofactor B
Exons: 5
Coding region: 193-936 (247 amino acids)
Biological process (GO): tubulin complex assembly; post-chaperonin tubulin folding pathway; cytoplasmic microtubule organization
Cellular component (GO): microtubule plus-end; cytoplasm; nucleus
Molecular function (GO): microtubule plus-end binding; alpha-tubulin binding
Source: RefSeq, a predicted model, not a curated record
UUUGACGUUGACGGACGACGACCGACCGAUGAUCAGUCAUCAGUCAAAUCAAUAAUUUUCAAUAAAUAAAUUGAUACUACCUAUCUAGGUACCUAAUUAAAAAAAUAUUUUUUGCAAAGUCGGUGGGUUUUGAGUGAUAGUAAUAAUUUAUUUUAUUUUUGCGGUGCAAACUUUGAUUAUUUCUUUACAAUUAUGGAUGCUAUUGAAGUUAUCACUCAAGACUUUGUCAAUGUGCACAUAACAAAGUCAGAAACCGAAACAUCAGCGCCGGUUGAGAGGAGAUUCAAGAAGGGAAUCUCUAUCCUAGACUUCAAGACAAAACUGGAGUUGGUGACUGGGGGAAAUGCUGCCACAAUGAAGCUAAAGCUGUUUGAUUCCAAAAACAACUUUGUCUGUGACAUAGACAACAAUGAUGCUCUUUUGGGUUCUUAUCCCAUUGAUGACGGCAUGAGGAUCCAUGUUAUUGACAAGUUUGCACUUGUUAGAGACUUUGACGGGUCAGAUAGUGCUGAAAGAUUCCGGCUAUCAGAGGAAGAGUAUGAGAAGAAGGGCGACACACUGCGAGCAUUCUUACAGCGCAACCGACUGGGCAAGUACAAUGAGGAGGAGAUGACCAAGCUCCGAGAGCAGCAGCAGAAGGAGCUUGAGGAAGAAGCCAGACUAGCGGAGGCCGUGUUGGUGGGCGCGCGCUGCGAGGUGCGCGUGCCGCAGCUGGGCGCGCGGCGCGCGGUGGUGCGCUACAACGGGCCGCUGGACGGCGCCAAGGGGCUCUGGAUCGGCGUGCAGUACGACGAGCCCCGGGGCAAGAAUGAUGGCUCUGUAAACGGCAAACGCUACUUCACCUGCCCUCCAAAAUAUGGAGGCUUCGUCAAACCCGUUUACGUCACAGUAGGGGACUUCCCCGAAGAGGAGUGCAAUUUGGACGACGAGAUAUGAUCGUUUUAACACAAGACUCCUUUUUACCGCCUAAAGCCUAUGCUUGAGUAACGUGGGAUGAUUUCAUAGACACGAAAAAAGUCAUUUUUACUAGCUUUUAUUUAAAUUGCAAUGUAUACAUAUAACUAUGUUCCGGUGAACAUUUGGUGGAUUCAGUGGACCCAGGAUCGACUCCUGACGAGGGAACACCUCAACGGUGAUUUUUUUUUUGUCACGUGUUUGAACUGAUGACGUUAAAAGCUUGUGUUAAAAAUGACAUUUUUGUAUAAACAUAUUUCUAUUUAGUUACGGAUUUUUAUAACAAUUUUUUAUAAGAAUUUGUCAAAAUCAUGAGCUUAUACAGUUGCCAUUUUUAAUAUAUUUUUAUUGUUUGCUUAGUUUUAAAGUUGGCAACUUUCUUUAAAGGUUCCCAUAGCAUCCCAAAGGGUACAUAGCAUUUUCGAAAACUUAAGUAUAUUAAAUAAAAAGUAGCAAAAUGAAAAUUUAAUGAAACUGUUACACUUUCGUUUGAGUAUCAUUAAAAUGUUACUAAAUAUUUUUCCUUUUGAGAUAUGGCCCUAAUAAAGGAGGUAACAAAUGUUAGGUACAUUUUAGUAACUGCAUUAAGAAAUUGUUUAAUACAAGAAUUUGCCAUAUAUGACGAGAAAAGGAUGCAGCUAUACAACGGAGAAAGUAAAAACAACAUUUGUGUAUUCAAAUUUUUAAAGAUUUUUAAAAUGUUAAUGUCAUCCUGUGAUACUAUUUUUGCGCUGGCUCAAUAUAUUAAUAAUUUAGUUUAGGCUAACUGUACACUAUUUUAAGGCUUUAUCGCUUUUAUUUGUACGUAUUUUUGCAAUCAUGGAAAAUUAAAAUGUGCAUAUUGAUGAUUGCAUGCCAUUUAAUUGUUCAAAUCUAUCAAAUUUUCAACCUUGUGUCUUGAGAAUAAGAUUCACAAUGAUACAUUGCUAAGGAUUUCUAGAGCAAAAUAUCUGCAUUAGACCCAUGAUGAUAAUGAAUUACUAAUAUUACUGUUAUUUCAAAUUAAUAUGAACAAAACACUCUUGAUAUAAUAAUAUUAAAAGAUUUAUUUCAAGACCAAGUCAAGACAUAGUUUGUCUUAAAAAAAUAAUGCUUACAAUAUUUAUGGAAAACAUGACAAAUGAUAACUUGGUGAAUGAAGUCUGAUUUGCGGGUAAACAGUUUUCUCUCUGUGGCUCAAAAAAAUAUCUUUGGCUUUCAUUCUUGUGAUUUUAUCAUUACAUAUUUUUAUGAAUAUUUAGUAGAUGGGUGCUGUGGAGUAUAUAAUGACCAUGUAGUUUUAUCAUGAUCUCAAAUUCUGUCGUUUUUUUGACUAGUGAUAUUGAAAAAAAAACAAAUAUAAAAGAAAUAAAAUACCUCUUACUGGUAAUAUUGCAUAUUGUUUGCAUUUUUUUAGAUACCUAUAUUUUCAACGGAAUUUGAAAUUGUGCUUAUUUGGACAUUCCACGAUUUUAUAAAAUUUGUUCGCGCAAUAUGGUCUACACGCUUUUAUAAUGUAACCUAACAGGUUGUAAAAUUCAAUUUGUAUUUUAAUAAAGAUCUUAAUUAUGCAAUA